Cynoglossus semilaevis (tongue sole) is the source of this 5749-nucleotide messenger RNA. It is a transcript of the gene trpm4a, whose product is annotated as transient receptor potential cation channel, subfamily M, member 4a. Gene Ontology annotation, biological process: calcium ion transmembrane transport. The record is from RefSeq and is a predicted model, not a curated record. Gene Ontology annotation, cellular component: plasma membrane. Lineage: Eukaryota; Metazoa; Chordata; Actinopteri; Pleuronectiformes; Cynoglossidae. Gene Ontology annotation, molecular function: ligand-gated calcium channel activity; calcium-activated cation channel activity.
AGACCAUACGGCCACCAUUUUCGGGGACAGUCCCCGCUUUGGCUGACUUGUCCCGGCUUAAAGCUGUCCGCGAUUUCGACAGUAAAUAGGAAAAUCGUGCGCAGACCUAAACACCAGUUAUCACGAUAGCCAGUAAACGCACCGCCAGAGACGACGACGUAUGACGUACAGACGUCAUACAACGUUUGUUGCUGCGUCAACGACAACAAACUAGGAGCGGGAAAAAAAGUCGAGUGAAGAAGAAAAGAGUAGGAGAACAGUGCGGAAAGGCAGAAACUGUUUGGCAAUAACAGGUUGUCAAAAUUCAUUAAAAGCUGCUUUUUCCCGUUUUUAUUUCAUAAUGAUAUUAUUUAAUGACUUUUCACCGUCGCAUCGAAAAUGUCGCCGAUUUUCAUUUCGGAAAAGCAAUACCGCUCGGACUUCCUUUACGGAGCUCCUGAAGGGACAUGGUUGGGGCGGGGGUCUGACCGGAACCAAUGGGUUUGAGUCGUCAGGAAGUUCCGAGUUUAAUCGAGAGUAAAGAGACGAACAAGUAGUUGAGUCAUAAUGGUGACAACAACAACGACUGACGUAACGUCAAGGGUGGGCGUGGCCACCCAGCAAAGGACAGAGUGGAAGAGUGAGGGAGUCUGACAGAUGUGUGGAGGACGAGCAGGAUGGAUGAACUGGAGAGAGAGAGGGACGCUGGGAAAGGUGGGAGUAAGAAAGAGAAAGAUCAGAGCUGGAUUCCAAAGAUCAUCAAGAAGCGAGUGUGCACCACCUUUGUUGAAGACUCCUUCAGUAAUGGGGCGUUGUGUCAGUGUGGGGGUGUACAGGAGGUGCACAACUCCUUGGCCACGGGCGACUACUUUGGCUCAGCCAUCGUCACCCAGUGGAGCAGCAGGCAGCACUCAUCAGAGUACGCCACCGACGCUUAUGGAGAGGUGCAGUUUGCUGGAGCUGGACGAAGGCACAGUCAUUUCCUGCGUCUGUCAUGUGACACGUCACCGCAGAUCGUCUACACCCUGAUGACAACUCACUGGGGCCUGCCCUCGCCUAACCUGGUUGUGUCUGUGGUGGGGGGUGAAGGCCACGGAAAAAUCAAGAGCUGGGUGAGAGAGAUCCUGAGGAACGGUCUGGUCAGAGCUGCACAGAGCACAGGGGCCUGGAUCUUGACCGGGGGUCUGAGGGAGGGUGAGUCCCGCUGCGUGGGUGAGGCAGUGAGGGACCACUCUGCCGCAGCGCCAGCUGUUUCUCAAAAGAAAGUCAUCGCAGUCGGAAUGGCCCCCUGGGGCCUCGUGCACAACAGACAGCAACUGGUCAACCCAAAGGGCAGUUUUCCUGCUCGAUACUACGUCCAGAACACGUCCCGUGACUCCUGCUGCCUGGACAACAACUGUCAGGUUUUUCUCCUGGUGGACGACGGGAGCGUUGGCCGACGCGGGGGAGAAACAGCCUUCCGUGCAGCACUAGAGGACUACAUUUCCCAUCAGCGGACGGGCAUUUGGGGUAGUGGCAAUAUUGAAAUCCCAGUGCUGUGUCUGCUCAUCUCUGGAGAGGCUAAAAUGCUGGAGAGACUGGAUUCCUCUCUGAAGAAAUCCACGCCCUGGUUGGUUCUGGCCGGUUCUGGACCAGCUGCAGACUUCAUCAGCGAGAUUCUGGACAGUCUCUCCACUGUUCCACUCAGCCCCACCUCUCCUUCAGCAGACGGUGACACAGCUCAGCCCCUGAAUACCGAGCAGCGUGACAGGGUCCGUGAAAAGCUGGGGAAACACUUCCCCGGUGAAAGUGAUCAGGAGAAACUGGUGGACACUGCUCUGAGUAUUUAUCAGAACAGAGACCUCAUCACUGUUUUCCACGGGGAACAGGAAGGUUCCGAUGACUUUGACACCAUUCUCCUCAGAGCUCUGGUCAGAGCUAGUAAACGUGUGUGCAGUGAAGCCAGCGAAUACACCGAAGAACUGAAACUGGCCGUUGCGUGGAACCGUGUGGACAUCGCCAAAACAGAGCUCUUCAACGGAGACGUCCAGUGGAAGUACGAGGACCUGGAGGACUCCAUGACAGAUGCACUGGUCAAUGACAAGCCCCAGUUUGUCCGUCUCUUUUGUGAGAAUGGCCUGAACAUCCUGGACUACCUGACCUACCAGCGUCUGGAGAGCUUGUACCGCUCGUUGUCCGACAGCUCACUGGCCUACACGCUGCUGCAGAGGCACCUGAGUGAGAGGCAGGGCGUGGCUGGGUCGGAAAUGGGGGGGGGGACAGAUUCACUGAUACUGCUGUGUCAUCGCAGCUGUAAUAAUAACUGUAUAAUCUGUGUUUUUAUAUUUUAACGAAUGCCUCAGGUGUCCCGCCUCCUCUGGGACCUGAUGGCUGAUGUUUGUCAGCCUUUCUACUAUGCAUCUCUGGGCUUGGACCCCAGCACCAGCAACAGGAGGACUCUGAAGCAAGUCAAUAAAAUGCUGUUAGGAGAGUGUUUGUACCGGAAACAGCGCUGCCUCUCACCCUGGGCGGCCCUGUUCGUCUGGGCCGUCCUGCAAAACCGCAGGGAGAUGGCGCUGUACUUCUGGGAAAUGGCUGGGGAGCCUGUGCUCAGCGCUCUUGGUGCCUGUAAGAUGCUGAGAGAACUGUCCAAACUGGAGAGUGAGACUGAGAGCAAGUUGGCGAUGAAGGAACUGGCUCAGAUGUUUGAGAACCUGGCUCAGGACGUCUUCAGCGAGUGUUACCAGAACAGCGAGAGUCGAGCCUUCACCCUUCUGGUGAGGAAGUCAUCAGUGUGGAGCGGCGCCACCUGUCUGCAGAUGUCCACUGCUGCAGAUGCUCGCCUCUUCUUCAGUCACGACGGAGUUCAGUCUCUGCUCUCUCAGAUCUGGUGGGGAGACAUGGAGAGAAACACCGAGGUCUGGAAGCUGGUCCUCACCUUCUUCCUGCCCCCCCUCCUCUACACCAAUCUCAUCAAAUUCAGGGAGUCGGAGGAGGACGUGAAGUCGGAGGUUUUUCAGGGCAGAGACACUGACAGUCUGGAAGGAAAUGACGCCACCGUCUUCUCACUGGCUGACAUCAUUCAAAAUGAGGAAGAUGCUGAAGAGCUGAGGCAGUUGAAGGAGAACCCCAGAGGUUCUUCACCUUCCAAGUCCAGGAGGCCGUUUUUGGUGUCGAGGUGGAGACAGUUCUGGUUUUCUCCUGUCACCUCCUUCCUGGGGAACGUCCUCAUGUACUUCCUCUUCCUCUGCCUGUUCGCCUACGUUCUGCUUGUGGACUUCAAGCCCCCGCCCCCUGACGGACCAGCACCUCUGGAGUUCCUGCUCUACUUCUGGGUUUUCACCCUGGUCUGUGAGGAGAUCCGUCAGACCUUCUUCAUCGGCAGUACCUUCAUAGCCCAGAGGAUAAGGAACUACAUCCAGGAUGUUUGGAACAAGUGUGAUCUGACGGCCAUCCUUCUCUUCAUUUUGGCUCUGUGCUGCAGAUUCACUCACUGGUCGUAUAAUUUUGGCCGAGCAGUGAUGGCCAUAGACUUCCUGGUCUUCACCCUGCGUCUGAUCCACAUCUUUGCUGUUCACAAACAGCUCGGCCCCAAGAUCAUCAUUGUCGGAAAGAUGAUGAAGGACGUUUUCUUCUUCCUGUUUUUCCUGGCGGUGUGGCUGGCGGCCUACGGAGUGGCCAAUCAGGCGCUGCUCUACUCCUACGACCCCCGUCCUAAUUGGAUCUUCCGCAGGGUGUUCUACCGACCGUACCUGCACAUUUUUGGACAAAUACCUAUCAAUGAAAUGGACGCCGACAAACUGGAAGACACAAACUGUACAAACGACAUCACUCAAAUCCAGGAAGGAGUCGAGCCCUGCAUCUCCACCUACGCCAACUGGCUGGUGGUCAUCCUCCUGGUUAUCUACCUGCUGUUCACCAACAUCGUGCUGGUCAACCUUCUCAUUGCUAUGUUCAGCUACACCUUCUCUAAGGUUCAGGAACGCAGUGACACCUACUGGAAGUUUCAGCGCUACAACCUGAUCGUGGAGUACCACUCCCGGCCCUCCCUGGCUCCGCCCUUCAUCAUCAUCUCACACCUGCAUCUCUUCAUCAAGAGACACGUGCGUAGAAUCCCCUCAGUGAAGAGCACGCAUUUCGUUCUGGAGCUGAGAGGCAGGAAGGCGAGUCGCCUCAACACCUGGGAGGCGAUCCAGAAAGAAAACUACCUCUCGGCCCAGAGUAAGAGGCUGAGGGAGACGGACACCCUAAAAAGACCAUCUGUCAAGGUGGAUAGUGUGCUGAAACAAAUGACAGAGAUUCGUGACCACGACAGACGGCUGCGGUUGGUGGAGGCAGAGCUGGACUACUGCUGCAGCGCCCUCGCCUGGAUGGCUGACGCUCUGGCUCAGAGUAAUCUCAUAAAGACUGAUCGCCCCCCUCCCCUUCUCAGAGAUUUGACUCCAUUAUCACCUAGCUGACUGUCCUGACCCAGGACUACACACCCACACACACACACGAUAUAUAUUUUUAUAUGAUGCAUGGAUACAACUAUGAUGUAAAGAUUUUUAUUUGCAUUUUUUAAAAGUCCCUUCAUGCUGCAGGACAAACCCUCAAACGAUGUUUAGUUAAACAGACGGCGUUUUCUUUACUCUCAACGACAUCACAAUAAUUUCACAAUUUAAUAAAAGUUUUUUUUUCAAUUUUGUGUUCACAUGCUCACACAGUGCAGAGGUGGUUCAUGCUCGGUUCUUACAGCAAAAAGGUCACCAGUUCGAGGCCCACCUUCUAACAGCUGGUCUGUGUGUCAGUUUCCUGCCACCGUCCAAAAAUGUGCUUAUUAGUGAUUAGGUAAACUGUUCACGUUGAAACGGACCAGAGGUGUGAAUGUGAGUGUGAACGGUAGUUUUGGCCAGCGCGUUUGGCGCCACCUUGACCCCGUGACCCUGAAUAAGAUUAAGCAGAAGAAGUUAAAUUAUUAUAAAUGAAUUUAUUUGAUUGACUCUUCAGCAGUGGGAUGUAUGAUGUCACUGCAUCAUCACCUCCGUGACGACCAGUGCCAUGUGAUUAUUCUGACAAUAUAAUAUUUUCUGUACUUCAUUAAUACCGUGAGCAAAAUUAUUCUCUGCAAAAACCUCCCCCUCUCCCCGGCCCUCUCCUCCUUUCCUGUGAUUAAUACCAGACACCAAGAGCAGUGGGCUUCAUUUUCUGGUCAGGUGCCCAGAAAGCGCAGGCGUUUUUUGGCGUUCACUCAACGCCAUAUCUCUGUCCAGGCUGGGGAUUCAACCUGGUUGCGUCCAAUUACAAGCCUGAUCUUUUAAACCCCUAAGCCAGUGGCUGAACCCACCCCCUUCUCCCACCGCCACUCAUCCCCGGUUGGGCUUGAACCAUCAACCUUUGAAACGCACUCACCUCUUGCACCACAGAGAAAUGAAGCAACAGCAGCAGCAGCUUUAUGGGAUAACGUUUGUCAUGUAUGUGGCUAAUAUUAGCAGUAGCUGCGCUGAGUGAAGUCUGCAGGUUUGUGCCUCUCAGCAGUCUGCUCUGUAAGUGCAGCAGCUACAGUAAGAGGAGAGCAGCAACAUGACUCAGUCUCUCAGCACCUGUGUUAAUUACAGCCGCACAUUUUCCACACCGGGUCGGGUUUAGAUUAGCCACCGGUUCUGAACAUUAAACACGAAGUCGGAUGAAGCUAUUGUUGACACAGAACGUGCCGUUGUACGAUCACUUCAUCUGUGGUUCAGAACAUCAGUGGGUUUCAACCCAUUUAACAGGAAGGCUAGGGUUUGAAUCCCUUUUUUUUUCUUACUCC